Messenger RNA from Labrus mixtus (cuckoo wrasse), 4385 nucleotides. It is a transcript of the gene gprc5bb, whose product is annotated as G protein-coupled receptor, class C, group 5, member Bb. The record is from RefSeq and is a predicted model, not a curated record. Bases 742 to 1998 code for a protein of 418 amino acids. Gene Ontology annotation, molecular function: protein kinase activator activity; G protein-coupled receptor activity; protein kinase binding. The transcript has 4 exons. Gene Ontology annotation, biological process: G protein-coupled receptor signaling pathway. Gene Ontology annotation, cellular component: plasma membrane; intracellular membrane-bounded organelle; extracellular exosome. Lineage: Eukaryota; Metazoa; Chordata; Actinopteri; Labriformes; Labridae.
CACACAACGGUCCACUGGCAUCUUCCUGAAGAGACCUCCAGUUGUUUUUUGUCCAAUCUGCUGAUCAAAGAUUAAGCCACAUCUCCCAAAGUUCUGCAUGUGAGGAAAACGGGGGCGCCAGCAGGCAGGAUCUAACACCAAGAUGUGCAAAGAAGUGACUAAUGCUGGAUAUGCAGUGGUUUAUAUGCUGUACUUACUUCCUAUUUCUCCUCUUGUUUAGACAGAUGCAUCAGCAAAUCAUGCUCUCUGUGUGUGGGUGAUGAGAAGUAAAGGUGGGAUUGCAUCUCUGUUGACACCUCCGCAGAUUCAACGUGCAGCAGGCAGAGAGAAACACAGAUGAGCAGACAGAGUUAACAGUAAGAAGGGGACAGAGGGAGACAGUGAGAGAGAGAGAGAGAGAAGAGUGGCAGAAGAUAUAUUUGACUAUGUGGGUGUGUGAAGUAUCAACGCAUGCAUCAUAAUUGUGGAUUUUUCAUGGAGCAGCAGGCUGUGACACUGCAGCAGGAGGACAUAAAUGGUGGUGGGUUUUUUUGUACUUUGAAACAGUCGGAGCUUUGAGCGCUGCGAACAACAAAAGAGGCAUUUUCAACGACAAAAAUGCAAACUGUGUCUGCUGCCUCGAGGAUUUCAUCGACUGGGAUCAUAAGGAAUUUCUUUCAAAGUUAAAGGAAUUCUGCGUGGAAAAUGUUGAUGCCUUUUUGUUGUCAAUAAUCAGGAUAUAAAGCCAAACAUUUAUCAGAGAUGGACGUCAUCCUCUACCUCCUGCCACUGAUUGGCUUCGCCGGGUCCUUCCCCUCUCCUCCUCCUCCCCGGGGUUGCAGUGUGGAUGUAGAACCCCCGUACAGGGUGCUGUGUGACCUGGAGUCGGUGUGGGGUGUUGUUCUGGAGGCUGUGGCCUGCAGCGGAGGCCUCUGCUCCCUGGUCCUCGCCGUGCUCCUGCUGGUCAAGCUGCGUUCCAUUCCCGAGCCCGCCCGGCGCUCCGGCUUUGGGCCACUCCUCCUGCUCCUGGGCACGCUCCUCGGACUCUUCUCCAUCUCGUUAGCAUUCCUUGUGGGCAAGAACCAGGCGCUCUGUGUGGUCCGUAGGGCCUUCUGGGGGCCCCUUUUCGCCCUCUGCUUCUCCAGUUUACUGGUGCAGGGUGUGAGGCUCAGGAAGCUGGUGGCCGGACAGGCGAGCCCCACAGGCAGCUCCCUUGCAGCCCUGGGUCUGGCCCUGGCCCUCGUCCAGGGCAUCAUCUCUGCUGAAUGGGUCUUGCUGACUGUAGUGAGAGAAGGUCACCCAGCCUGUGAAUAUCCACCUUUAGACUUUGCUCUGACAUGCAGCUACACCCUGGGGCUGCUCCUCAUAGCUAUGGGGCUCUCCCUGGGGGUGGUCCUGUGUGGAGGGGAGAUGGGGGGAGAUGGAGCAGGUGGGAGUGAAGACGAUAGAGAUGGAGAAAAUGAAAAGCAGAGAUGGAAGUGCAACGCUGUCUGGCUCUUCCUGUCGAGUUUGGCCUCAGCAUUGCUAUGGGUGGCGUGGCUGGGGUUUUAUCUUUAUGGCAACCAGACGCUGAGGGGGAAGGGGAAGGGGGAGAGGUUGGGAGGAGGAAAGAAGGAAGCAAAGGUGUUUGAUGAGCCCGCACUGGCGGUAGCCCUGGUCAUUCAGGGCUGGAUCCUGCUGCUGUUCCACGCUAUCCCUGAGACGUACCUUUUACUCCGUAAACCUCGACCGUCCAACACACAAAGCUUCUUCGACACCAGUCACCCGACCUCUCCUCCACCUUUUGGAGAUGAGCUCCCUGCACCCACUCAUCGACCCUUCCAAGAAAACCAGGCCUUUUCUAUCGAGGAGCAUGGAGCAACUCUCCGAUCUGGAACAUACCACAGUAACCAGGGCAGCGUACGUCCGGGCAUCGCCUUCAGAGGGCACGUCUACCAACCCACUGAGAUGGCUCUGGUCAUGAACGGGGGAACUAUGCCAACAGCUCCGAUUAACUACACUGGUCGACGGUUAUGGUGAUAAGGAACAAGAAGACUGGAGAGGAAUACACUGCUGUGUGAUAGAAACAAAUUCCUGUUGCCUCAGAAGAAGAAGACGGAGAUGUAAAUGACAGCACAUGUCACGUCAGGCUGGAUCACUUGCCUCACAGGAUGGACUUAAUGGGAGAUAAAUGUGUCUGAUAUAUUUGUGUUUCUGCACACAUAUAUGGAUUUUAUGUCUUAAGAACAAACUCAGAUGGUAUACAGUUUCGCUGAAUUUCUGGGUUGCAUCUUUACUAGAUAUGAAAUCUCAAGAGAGAAAGACACAUCUUGCUCAUUUUCAUCAUAAUCAUUUACAGAGCAUCAAUACGAUCAAAUCAAAUCUGAAUAUAAAGUCUUAUUUUUCAUUUGUAAAUACACCAGAGAGACAAGUUUAAAGAGAGUUAUAGUUUAAGUAUAAAGGGCAAUAUCAAAAAGGACUGGUGAAUGCGGCAGCUGAAUUAUCUGCUGUCAGACCAUGAGAAGGUAAAGCUGAAAGGAUGACGUAAGUGUAGUGAAGUAAACAUGUUUGCCAGUUCAUCAGUGAUGCUUGCUUCAUAAAAACGACACUUCCAUCGUCUUUCUUUUUGGCGUCAGGCUGCAGCUUAGCUAAAAUAUUGUAUUACGAUUUAUGUAACUUAUCUUCAUACGCCCACACGGCUUUAUUGGACUCUAUAUUACACGCUGGAACGACCCAAAGGAUUCAUCGUGUUUGCUCCACAGUGGAUUAUCAGAUGUGUUGGUACAUUUCACUGUCAUACAUUUAACUGAGUCUUUGCAGAGUUCUGCCAGAUUAUCUGACGAGUUUACAACUUGUUUAAAAAGCAAGAAUAUUAUUAAAAGCCAUUUAAUGCUGCAACAGCCAUGUUGCGGUGUAUACGUUUACUUCUGGAGGUUGUAAUUUUGCACUUUAUCAGCGCCGAUUAUAUCUGGGCAUUGUGAUAUUUGAAUGUAUUUGAGAUCACUUGAGAUGCAUGUACAAGAACAGUUGAAUGUUAUGUUGAAAUACAUGUAUUUUGAGUGUUUUCUAGGAUUUUGAUAUACAUAUGUAUAUAAGAUGAAUAGUUUUAGUGUUGAGUUUCUACUAGAUUCUCGACUUUGUAAACAGCAGUCCACAAAAUCAAUUCAAGUGAACAGAAAGCGGAAAUUGAGACAUCUUAAAUUCUGUGACAACUCAGUGAACCCUUUCUGCAGAGGAAGACCGGAUGAUGAGACUGAAAGCUUUGGAACAACAACUUUAUAGAUCUUUAGUUUGGACCAUUUUGGUCAGCAAUGAACGUCGUGUUUUGCAUGUUUUCUCAAAGAUUAUUUGGAUGCAAGAAGGCUAUAAAUCAUUCUAUAGACUGCGAUGUAGGUAGUGUUGUAGUCUAGACCACACUGACCGAGACAAAGACAUAUCCGAGAGCAGAAUGCUCCGAGACAAGACCAAAACAUGUAGGGAUCAAGACCAAGUCAAGACCAAGACCAAGACAGGGCGGAACCGAGGCAAGACCAAGACCAUAAAUAUCACUGAAAAAAAAUCAACAUCCAGUGUGCUUGUCACUCAAUUAGAGCGUAGCACCGGGGAGGUUGCAGCCAUAACCAGGAGGGGAUAAAAAACAUUAUGAAUGAACAGAAGAUAUUCAUUAUUUAAGAAAGGGCAGUUUUCCUUCUAAUCACAGAAAAAAUUACCCAGAAAAACAGCCUGUCAGUGGUGGUCUUGACCGGUCUUGAUUUAAAAUCCCGAGUUCGCCAAGUCGGAGACCAAGACAUGACCGAGUACAAGUGAUUUCGAUUCCAAGACGAGACCGAGACCUUCACCAAUUUUGAGCACUACAGCAUUAGAAGUAGGCAACAUAUCAUUCUUAUAUUCAGGAUCCCUACUAGAAAUGAAUUAGUCCUCUUUAUCUGUGAAUGUAACUGGAGACAUUUUAAGCACAUGUAUACGGUCCUUAUUCUGUGACAGGUUGACGAUUGGCAGCCGCUUUUCAAAUAUACUAGCAACUAAAAUCUAAUACAAAAAGGCAAAUACGAAUCCCUUCACAUACAGUGAAGGAUUACUCUUCCAAUGUGCUGAGUGUCCACUUUAAAUACAUUUCAAAUAAUGCUCACAUGUUCUUGUCGUUGCCAUUUUCUUCUUGCUGACGUAAUAACUUGUAAUUCUGCUAUGUGUGGGUGUGUGCUCUGAUAUUGUACAAUGAAAGUAUUACCAUCACAUGUUUUUUAUAUAUUAACCCUAAAUAGCUGACUUUGAAUCAUGUUAAUUGACCAAAUGUAAACAAGAAAUGGUAUAUUCCUUUGAGAUGCUUUUACGAUGAUUGCACUGUCACUGUUUAAUGGCAGUGUAACAUGGAUGUCUGUAAUGUGGUUUGCACAAAGUGGCUAAUAAUUAGUGCACAUUUUCUGUUA